This is a messenger RNA of Paramecium tetraurelia, 2673 nucleotides long. RefSeq lists its product as uncharacterized. Lineage: Eukaryota; Ciliophora; Oligohymenophorea; Peniculida; Parameciidae. Gene Ontology annotation, molecular function: ATP binding; protein serine/threonine kinase activity. The transcript is spliced from 6 exons. Gene Ontology annotation, biological process: protein phosphorylation; intracellular signal transduction. The record is from RefSeq and is a predicted model, not a curated record. Gene Ontology annotation, cellular component: cytoplasm.
AUGGACUUUGAAUUGAAUGAUUCUCUAUAAGCGGAUAAGAAAAGACACAUCCUGCUAACACUGAAUGGAUAGGCUGAUGCUGAAAUCAUCAAAUUCAGGUUCUUCCAAGGUCAAAUAACAAUGCAUGAUAUUAAGAAGAAAAUGGAGAAGCAUUUUAAAAUGAAGAUAUCAUGGUUGAGACUCUACACCUAAUAAGGAGUCGAGAUAUUCUAGGAGGAUCUACAUUUUAUAAAAGAAGGAACAUUACUGUAUGUUUCCGAUAGCGGUGAAUUCGAUGCUUACUCUUAAAUCAGUGUGUAUUAGAUAAUGAAAGUGCUUGGAGAGGGAGGGUUCGGCAAGGUUAUGUUGGGUAAACACAAAGUUACAGGGGAACAAGUGGCCAUCAAAUUAAUUGAUUCUGGAAAAUUGUGGAAUGCCGAAGAUAUUGAUCUAGUAUUCAGAGAGGCAGAAGUGAUGAAGAACCUGCGACAUAACAACAUAGUCAAGAUAUUGAAUUGCUACACUCUUCCCAAUAUGCAAGUGGUCUUGAUAAUGGAGUUUCUCUAAGGAGGAGAUUUGGUCGAGUAUCUACAAGAAAAGGGAGGAUUGUCAGAACAAGAGGCUAGAAUAAUCUUUAGACAAAUAGCAGAAGCCAUUCGAUACUGUCAUGACAAACGAUUAAUACAUCGUGAUUUGAAAUUAGAAAACAUACUAUUGACAUCAAAGGUCGAGAAAAUCAUUAAAAUCAUUGAUUUCGGUAUAGCCACCGUAUCAACAAAUUUCACGAUUGAUAAAGUCGACCGAGGCUCAUUAAGUUAUAUGCCACCUGAAUUGAUGAGUGGUUAAGCCAUUGAAAUCAAACCAUCUAUCGAUAUCUGGGCUCUGGGAGUCAUCCUAUAUGCUUUGGUUUGUGGCAACUUGCCCUUUACUACCAAAAGUGAUGAGUAAACUAUUGACAAUAUCUUGAAGUGCAAUUACUCAUUCCCUUCUUCUCUCAUCCUAACUAAGGAAUAUAAAGAUCUACUCGCAAAUAUGCUUAAUCCUGAUCAGAAUGAGAGAUACUCCGCAUAUCAAGUGAUCAGACACCCUUGGAUGCAAAAAGUGAUAACCUAAUCUCCAUCCAAUUUGCUAAGUCCCAAGACCAUUAACAACAAGAAGAUGAUCAAGAAAGAAGUUACAAUGGCUGGAGGACCAAACAGAAAUUAGCAACUUUAACUCAGAGGUGGUAUCACUAUGAUGAGACCAGCCGUCUAAUCUAAUCCAAAUUCGGCAGUCAUACCUGUUAUUUAUGAAUUCUAAACUCGUAAUUAAUAAGAUCCCUCAUCUCCAAGAUCCUCAUUUUUAGAGAAUUGCACUAACCGUUCAGUAUAGGAACCUCCAGAAAGUUAAAGUCCGGAUAAGGCUGUCCCAAAAACCCAACCUAUUCGAAAAUAUUCAGACUUUAACCAAAAACUUAUAGAUCGUAUAUUUCGAGAAGACUCUAAAAAAGAAAAAUCAAGGAAAUGGAAAAGCAACUCACCUAAAAUGAAAGGAUCUCCAACAAAAUAAUAAAAUUAAGGUUCUCUAAUACAAUGCACAAGUUGUCAUUUCAACUCAGCUCGAACUACAAAUACUUCUCCUUAAACCAUUUCCAGAUCUACUCUACACACUCCCAGUUUGUUUAGUCCAAGGUAGUCAUCUGAAAACAAAAAGAGAUCAAAUGAUAAAUUGGAAAUUCAAACCAUAAUUAAUUUAAGUCAGAGAUUACUCCUCAAAACAAUAUUUAAAGUAGAAGAAGCACUAUGUCAGCUUCAAAAGCAGACAUGCUUUAUAAAUUACAAAUACAAUUCAAAUAGAGACAAAAAAAUUAAGAUAUUUAAUUGUAAAAGAAAGUAUAUGAAAAUAAUAAGGAAAUUACAAUCUAAAAAUUGUGCAAUAUCAUAUUUUCAUCAAGACUUAGAGUUAAUCAUAAAUGAUCAAUUUUUGAAUAAUAUUAUAAGAAAUAAGAAAGUUUCACAUUUUUAUUAUCAAAUUAUAUCAACUAGUUUCAGUGCGAUGUUUGAUAUGCUUAUGACAUCUGUAAUUUUCGAUGAAGUGACUACAUACUGGCAAAUCGUUUUAAACUGUGCUCUGUUUUACAAGUUCUCUUACUAGGUUAGGCUGAUUUGUGUUCUGAUAAUGAAGAAAGAUUCUUGUUUUUUAUAAAUUGUUAUAUGGGUCUUUUUAAGAAGUUGUCGAAGUUCAUUUGAGAUAGGGUUUUCUAUUUUUACCUGUCAAAUUAAGAUUAGGGACUAUGGAUUUCGGAUCUGGAUUCAUUAUGCAACUGAUGCAACAUUUAUAAAGCGUCAGUUUAAUAAAAUUGAGGAAGUGAAAUUAAUGUGGAUUAUCCUGAUUGUUUCCUAGGUUUUGCAAUUGAGACUCUUGGCUUGGAGAUUCUCUUAGUAUUCUUUUGAUGCUAUGAUCUUAUUUUCUUAUAUUUAAAGUAAGCUAAAACGAGUUAAACUGCUCUCACAUAUAUCUUAAAUCGAUAGAUAAUUUAUUUAUGUCGCCGUUGCUUCACAUAGAACAAACCUUAAGAAAUUAAUCUACGCCAUUUGCUUCCAUAUGAACCAUAAAUCUUUUCAUCACAACUUUGUGAUCUAUGACUCUUCUGACCAUGUAAACAUUUAUAUUUUGGGGUUUGAAUUUGGCUCUUCCCCAUUAAAUCAGGCAUGA